UUCCCUUUUCCGGUUGAUUUCCUACCCACAUUUUCCGGUUGAUUUCCUACCCACAUUCUCCCGUUUUGAGGAGGCAAGAAAUAACAGUUACAGAGAACGAUGAUUCCACAGCAAUGGACGCCUCCGUGUGGAAGCCAGUGCAACCAAAAAUACGCCGCACUCACGCAGAUUCCAUGGCGAGUAUUUUGCAAGAAGGGGUGCAACUCUGAUGAGGAGACAUGGGAAGAAUGCUUGGAGAACUGUGACCAGACAUGCUAUAAGGACCCUGUGUUAAAGGACCGUCAAUGGAGUGCUUAUAUUGAUCGCUCUCCUGGAGCUGCCAGUUACUCCGAGGAAUGUUUCCACGCUUGUGUAGCUGGAUGUGGUUUCAAGUUUGACAUUCACCCUGAGAAAGUUGAUCAAGUUCAUCCUAGUAGGCCAACUAAACCUCCACCUCCUGACAAGCCACCUGUUGAGAAGCCACCUUUACUUACUUCCGGACCCAAUCAACCCAACUCUCCUGCUGAAGACAUACCCUCGACUUCUGCAUAGAGGGGAUCAAACAUAGUUAAUUUUGUCAUCAUUGAGUUGCAGGAAGACUCUUUUACUUCCUGCCACAGAUUAACAGAGUUUCAAGCUCCUCUUUUGUCGAUGGAAGCAGAGGUUUUCAAUCUAAUGUAGUCCUCAUUGGGAACCAUGAGCGUCAUAGUCAACUUUCACCUAGUUUUAACUUUUACACAGUAGUUGAUGCAUAACCUUGUACAACUUAAGUGUAUUUUCCUGUCCACUUGAAUUUUUCCGAUGACAGGUUUACAUAGAUCAUCUAGGAAGUUAUAUGUAGAUGAUCUAGUCACUUUUCAUUUUUCCUUUC
Messenger RNA from Tripterygium wilfordii, 850 nucleotides. RefSeq lists its product as uncharacterized. Lineage: Eukaryota; Viridiplantae; Streptophyta; Magnoliopsida; Celastrales; Celastraceae. Bases 100 to 531 code for a protein of 143 amino acids. The record is from RefSeq and is a predicted model, not a curated record. The transcript is spliced from 5 exons.